CUCGCACAUUCACACACCGCACACACACCUACCAAAAGAUCCUUUAAGCAUUGAAGUCUUUCCUCCAGACUUCAUUGCCCAUCAUUCCACCCACCUAAAACCCCAGCUGUUGAGGUCUCUAGUCCUCGGUAAAAAACUACCACUCUCCUAAAAUGAGCGGCGGCGACCUUCCCAAUGGCAACGGCAAGGCCUUGAAGCACAUUGACCUCGAUGGUCACGACCUGCCACCUUCGCCUGCUCCCUCCACCCCGCGCAACGGUCGUCGCUACAACUUUGCGACCGAGCUGGUCUACACCGAAAGCAAUGACCAGUACAACGCCAGCAGCGUCCCCAUCUACCAGUCAGCCACCUUCAAAGGUGGUCCCGGCCAGGAAUAUGACUACACGCGCAGUGGCAACCCGACGAGGACGCACCUCGAGCGACACAUGGCGAAGAUUAUGGGCGCCAACCGUGCAUUGGUGGCGGGAUCAGGCAUGGGCGCGCUCGACGUCAUCACCAGGAUUUUAAAGCCCGGCGACGAGGUCGUGACUGGAGAUGAUCUGUACGGCGGGACCAACAGACUUCUCACGUACUUGAAAGAGCAUGGAGGAGUCACGGUCAAGCAUGUGGACACCACGACACUGGAGGUCGUGACGGCCGCGAUCACUGAAAAGACGACCAUGGUGUUGCUUGAGUCACCCACGAACCCGCUGAUCAAAAUUUGCGAUAUCAAUGGAAUCGCCACUGCUGCACACGCAAUCAGCAAGAACAUCGUGGUCGUAGUUGAUAACACUAUGUUGUCGCCGUACCUGCAAAACCCUCUCGAUCUAGGUGCCGACGUCGUCUAUGAGUCUGGAACCAAGUACCUGUCGGGGCACCACGAUGUCAUGGCGGGCGUCAUUGGUGUCAACGACGUUGCACUCGGCGAGAAGUUCUACUUCAUGAUCAACAGCACGGGCUGUGGUCUUGCACCUUUCGACAGCUGGCUGCUGCUUCGUGGUGUUAAGACUCUGGCAAUUCGCAUGGACAAGCAGCAAGCGAAUACGCAAGCCAUUGCCGAGUUCCUGGAGAACCACGGCUUCAAGGUUCGCUACCCUGGACUGAAGUCUCACCCCCAGUACAAGCUGCAUUGGAGCCAAGCGCGCGGUGCUGGCGCCGUGCUCUCUUUCGAGACGGGCUCCAUCGCACUUUCGGAACGGAUCGUCGAGUCUACGAAGCUCUUUGGCAUCAGUGUGUCCUUCGGAUGUGUCAAUUCGCUGAUUUCCAUGCCCUGCCGCAUGAGCCACGCGAGUAUCGACCCAGCCACGCGGAAAGAGCGCGCUCUCCCGGAGGACAUCAUCCGGUUAUGCAUUGGUAUUGAGGACUUGGAGGAUCUGCUUGAUGAUUUGAGCCAGGCAUUGGUCAGAGCGGGCGCUGUGCGCUUGACUGGAGCUGAUGGAUUCAGGGCACUAACCGCCGAGGAAACCGCAGGGGAGAGCGGAAGAACGACGCAGGUCGUUGACGAGCCAUGAUCCAACAUCGUGUACUAGUAUCGGAAAAUGUACCUGACAGCUUCGAGAUGAGCUGCUUCACUAAUCAAGAAAAGUUCAAAACGACAUGCAGAAAUUCAGAGUCGGUCCUGGCAAUCGUUGUUAACCAGUUUCUUCUCGUCCAUAUCAUGCUCAUGUGUUAAAUUUCGGAUCGCUGGGUCGACCAACAGCGCUUUCAUACUCAUCACUCGUCACUGCGGGCAUGCUGGAACAUGUGUCUGCUCACUGCAGCACCGAAUGGAAUAUUACUUUGCA
Molecule: messenger RNA, 1763 nt
Organism: Cercospora beticola
Lineage: Eukaryota; Fungi; Ascomycota; Dothideomycetes; Mycosphaerellales; Mycosphaerellaceae
Gene: STR3
Product: cystathionine beta-lyase STR3
Biological process (GO): 'de novo' L-methionine biosynthetic process; transsulfuration
Cellular component (GO): cytoplasm
Molecular function (GO): pyridoxal phosphate binding
Source: RefSeq, a predicted model, not a curated record